Messenger RNA from Malania oleifera, 749 nucleotides. RefSeq lists its product as uncharacterized. The transcript is spliced from 3 exons. NCBI's taxonomy places the organism in Eukaryota, Viridiplantae, Streptophyta, Magnoliopsida, Santalales, Ximeniaceae. The record is from RefSeq and is a predicted model, not a curated record. Bases 133 to 711 code for a protein of 192 amino acids.
AAUACCCCUCCGCUCCCCACCGGAAUCCUCACCACCCCAUCUUCGGUUUUCUCUAGCUACCGACUUCACAGGUAUACACAGCAGCCAUCCCGGCCACCGUCACCGUCCAUCUUCUCCCAGCUCAGUCCGGCCAUGGCUUCUCGUUUUAGCUUGAAGAUGAAGACCCUCUCCCUGCUCGCCCUCGCCCUUGCCGUCUUCGUGGAGGGCACUCUAGGGGAAGUAACUUGUGAGAAUCUGGGCGAGGACAAGUGCGCGUUCGCGGUGUCGGCGACGGGGCGGCGGUGCGUGCUGGAGAAGCAGGUGAAGCGCACCGGCGAAGAGAAGUUCGUGUGCCGCACGUCGGACAUUGAAGCCAACAAGUUGAAGGAUUUGGUGGAGAGCGACGAGUGCAUCAAGGCCUGCGGCGUCGACAGGAAGUCUCUCGGCAUCUCCUCCGAUUCCCUGCUUGAGUCUCGCUUCACCCACAAGCUUUGCUCCUCUGAGUGCUACCAGUCCUGCCCCAACAUCGUUGAUCUCUACUUCAACCUUGCUGCCGGCGAAGGCGUAUUUCUUCCUAAACUAUGCGAGGCGCAAAUAACUAGUGGCGUGCAUAGGGGAAUGGCGGAGAUCCAAAGCUCUGGCUUUGUUGCAUCAGCACCCACAGCAGCAUUAGGGCUCACUGAAAACGAUGCUGUUACACCUGCACCGGCACCGGCACCGGCAUCUUACUAACUUGUUUCAGUACCGAGAAGAAAAUAAUUUCGUAUGCG